AUGGAAACCGCGCUCCUCGCCGCAGCCGAAGAAGCGCACGGCUCGCCCUCAGUAUCCUCCGCCGCGCUCGUCGACACAUCAUCUACAGCCGAAGUGGUCUUCUUCGACUACGGCGUCUUGGUCUUUUUUGGAUUGCAAGAGGAGGACGAGCGGAGCAUUCUGGACGAUAUUGCGAAUGCGGGCGCGCUGAGGCAGCCGUGGGCGGAGGAGAAGUGGGAGGUCGAGGAGCUGCAUUAUACGUAUGAUCGGGCCGUGCCGAGUCCGAGGAUAUACAACGACUUUUUCACGUUCAAGAACCCUUCGCAUCUGCCCACGCUCGCACAUGCUCUCGCACAGUCGACACUAUUGGCGUACUAUGAGUCCCUCACGGCGGCAAUACUAUCAGAUCCAGCCACAAACUUCAUCCCCCGCACCCUAGCGCUCGAAGGCAAACUCUCCAUCUCCCGCACAAACGCCAUGCGCCUCACCGGCCGCCUCUUCCGCCUCCGCCGCAACGUCGUCCUCAUCGGCAACGUGCUCGACGUGCCCGACAUGUUCUGGGAAGAGGCGAGCCUGCGUGGCUUGUAUGAUGCCGUGCGGGAGUAUUUCGAAAUCGGGGAGCGCGUGAGGGGCGUGGAGGAGAGGGUUGCGGGCGCGAGGGAUUUGCUGGAUGCUAUUGAUGAGCAUCUGAAUGGGAGUGCUAUGGAGAGGAUUACUAUCAUUAUCAUCUGGCUCAUCGUCGCGGCAUGUCUCGUCGAAGUAGGAGAAGUCGUUGCACGGCUCAUCGCUCACGCAACAACAGCCAACUCUCCCAUCCCACACUCGACCUUCGUCCGCGGUCCUCUCGGCCUGAUGCGAUACGCGGUCUCAAGUACUCCCUCUUCGACUCCCAAUGCGGAUACGCUAGUGCAAAAUGUGGUGCCGAGCGCGGUGACAAAUGCGUCCAGCGUCGCGGUGGGAUACGCGGACAGGUUCCUGGAUUUUAGUGAGAUGAGUAGGGAGGAGGCGUUGUAUGCUGUUGAGAUUAUGAUGCGGGCUGCUGAGAAGUAG
This is a messenger RNA of Peniophora sp. CBMAI 1063, 1029 nucleotides long. The record is from the annotation of a GenBank genome assembly. Lineage: Eukaryota; Fungi; Basidiomycota; Agaricomycetes; Russulales; Peniophoraceae.